AUGCCGCCCAAAGCUGCCCUUACGAGCUCGUUCCCAUUACAGUCGACGGAUACCGAAACUGAGGUGGUGUGUCCUCUCACCAACCAAGAUGGAUCGCAGUGCCGGAAGCGGUGCAUUGGAGAAAAGCGGUAUAGGUCGAUGCAAGAACAUAUUCGACGCGCCCAUCCCGACUACUACAUCCCUAAACUGCCUGCGACCGAGGAGAGUUUCCAAUUGAUGAUCAGCACUCCUCCCUCACAGAAGCCACCACAACAACCAGCCGUGGCCGCUUCGGCUCGAAAAGGCCCUGCGGAUCCAAGUGACCUGGCUCCAUUACUGGAACAGGUUGGAGCCGUCACUGGACCUCCUCCAGCCACGGCCAAUGCCGCUGUUGCCCUUGCUCAAUUACACAAUUGGGAUUCGGAUUUUGAUGUGUUCCCUGACUCGGACUACAAGCGCGAUGCGUCGGCUGGUUUUGAAUUACCUUCUCUACGCGCGCAAUUCAGCGAAGAUACCCUGCCACCCUUCCAACCCUCUCGCACACGCGAAUUACUACCUUCUAUUUUGCAAUCUCCUGGCAGCCGGUACUCCUCCUUGCCGCCCCUACAACGACGCGACAAACUCCAGCGUCCACGGAAAACCUCCAUGGGCCAAAAUGCACGCAAGGGCAAACACGAACGCGGAAAGUCGAGGGAGUUCUCGUCCAAGGACUUUACCCGACGACUGAGCGUCGAAGGCCGCAAGGCCAUGUCUGCCGAACCGCCGACGGCGGCUUGGGUGCAGGGCAAGAGAUGGGAAGACCUGAUUGAGGCUGCGACGACGGCUACGGAGGCGGAUGAUGAUCGCGAUCUCACUCCCGUAAGUCAGACGACAUUUUUCGAUUGUCCUCUGUUUACUUGCUGCUGCCAAGAGAUCGAAAUUUUGUAG
This is a messenger RNA of Exophiala xenobiotica, 906 nucleotides long. RefSeq lists its product as uncharacterized. The coding region runs from base 1 to 906 and encodes 301 amino acids. The transcript has 4 exons. Lineage: Eukaryota; Fungi; Ascomycota; Eurotiomycetes; Chaetothyriales; Herpotrichiellaceae. The record is from RefSeq and is a predicted model, not a curated record.